UCACGGGAUAUCUGAGCUUGAGUAGUACAACCUGGAGAACACUCAGUGCGACGGUUCGCUAUUCGCGUCUCUGUCAUGCUACCAGGACUACGAAGUUACGAACAAACAUCUUAGUGUUCAAUUAUAUUUAUUUGGGUAUUACUGUUUGCCUUCAAAGAACAGGAAUGUGUUAACAGCGUCGGAUCAAUUAAGGGUGUCUGCUGACAUAGAGUGUGAACGGGAUAUACAACUCACAAACAGAUGGCGCUGAGAAAGAGAAGCUUGAGAAAGGAACCCUCGUUACAGAAGAGGGACUUCAGCGAGGCAGAACUUAAAGAUUUGAGGACAGCAUUUGGACUGCUGGACAGGAACAGAGAUGGGAGGGUGACGGCAAGUGAGCUGCAGUUCAUGCUGCAAAACCUCGGCAUUCAAGUUCGAGACGAACUCAUAAAUGACCUCAUCAAUGAGGCCAGCCAUUCAGGCAAUGGCCUGAUUGACGAAACAGAGUUCCUGCAGUGGGUGAGCCGUAUCCAGGCUCUGAGCCAGGACACCAGUGCAGACGAUGCAGAUGACAUCACAAAGGACCUGAUAGCUGCCUUCCGUGUAUUUGACCGUGACUGCAAUGGAUACAUAACAAAGGAUGAACUGAAGACAGCCAUGGACAUGAUUGGAGAGAGUGUAACAGAUGUACAAUUGAAUGAACUGUUGGCGAUUGCUGAUAUUGAUCAUGAUGGAAAGAUAAACUAUGAAGAAUUCGCAAGAUUACUCUUAUGAAGGGCAGCAGACUGGCUGCAUAGUCUACCAAUGUGCAAGGCAGUCUGGUACCACAGAAAUGUGCAAAGUAUAUGUUGUGAUGAAGUAAACGAUAAAUGUUGUUCUCACGUUCACAGGAAAUGGAAAUCCUAUAUGUUUUCUUUGUAGAGACACGUUUGUAAUGUAUGUCUGUGUGUUGGUAAGUUAUUUUUUGUACCAAUAUUGGAUCUUUUUUUUAUAUAUUUUCUAAUAAGUUUUGUUACAUAGCUACAAAUACAUGCAGUCAUGUAAAUCAUGUGAUGAUACUGGCCUUAUAUGUGGUGACAAAAGCAGGCCACAAAAGUAAAACUGGUCCAUUGUUAUAUUGGCAAUGUCUUUCAUUUAUGAAAAGAAAAUUAUGUGAAUUUGUAAUAUCGGCGUUCAUUGUUGCCCUCUGUGUUAAGUUGAAACUUUUUAUAAGUUGUCAUUAAUAAAUGCCAUGAUGCAAU
This is a messenger RNA of Cryptotermes secundus, 1220 nucleotides long. RefSeq names its product calcium-binding protein E63-1 (gene Eip63F-1). Gene Ontology annotation, molecular function: calcium ion binding; enzyme regulator activity. Lineage: Eukaryota; Metazoa; Arthropoda; Insecta; Blattodea; Kalotermitidae. The record is from RefSeq and is a predicted model, not a curated record. The coding region runs from base 241 to 753 and encodes 170 amino acids. The transcript has 7 exons.